AUGUCGGAUGAUAACGCCACGGUCCACAGCUCCUCUUCAAUGGACGUCGAUCCGCCCGGCGCCGGCCCCAAGGACGGUCGGCCGCCGUCAACCCGGAGCGUCACCGACUCCAUUCUCGAAUACCGGCGGGAAAAUGGACGAACGUACCAUAGAUACAAGGAAGGGAAUUUGGUUCACAACCUCUACAUGCUGACGUUCGACGAUCGUCUCGCAACAGCUCCGCCCAGCGCGCCGGGAUCGACCGUGAGGCGGGUCCUCGACGUUGGCACUGGCACCGGCAUUUGGGCCAUCGAUUUCGGAGAAGAGCAUCCAGAAGCUGAUGUUGUUGGCAUCGAUCUAUCUGCCUCCCAACCUGAGUACGUUCCUCCCAAUGUCAGGUUUGAGAUCGAUGACAUUGAGGAGCCGUGGACUUUCUCGCAGCCCUUUGACUAUAUCCACAGCCGGAUGAUGAUGGGCAGUAUCCGCGACUGGCGGACAUACCUCCAAAGAUGUUUCGAUAACCUCAGCCCAGGAGGCUAUCUUGAGCUCAACGAUGUCGAUUUCUUCCCCAUCUCAGACGAUGGAAGCCUCACGGAGGAGCACAGUCUGUGGAAGGCUUUCGUGCUGUGCCAUGAAGCGCUCGCAGCUCUCGGGUCUCCUUUUCAGGAGUUCAGCCGGUUCGGGAGCCUUAUGACCGAGAUUGGUUUUCAAGAUAUCCGCGUCCAGUGUUUCAAAUGGCCUACGAACGCAUGGCCUCUUGACCCUAAGCUCCGAGAGCUUGGGCUCUGGAACUAUGAGAACCUGGCUCCGAAUCUCGACGGUCUCCUGAUGGCCCCGUUGACGCGAGGGCUGCAGUGGAAAAAGGCGGAGGUUCAUGUACUUGCGAUGCAUGCUCGUAAAGAUCUUGCGAAUCGAGACAUCCACGCUUACUUUAACAUUUUGAUUUACGCAGUGUUCUGGGAUUUCUACGAGAUUUAG
Messenger RNA from Colletotrichum chrysophilum, 957 nucleotides. RefSeq lists its product as uncharacterized. Bases 1 to 957 code for a protein of 318 amino acids. Gene Ontology annotation, molecular function: methyltransferase activity. The transcript is spliced from 6 exons. NCBI's taxonomy places the organism in Eukaryota, Fungi, Ascomycota, Sordariomycetes, Glomerellales, Glomerellaceae. The record is from RefSeq and is a predicted model, not a curated record.